CAGUAUACAUUAACAUACAUAUAUACAUACGUAAACAUUCUCAAAAAUUAAUAAUUACAAAAAAAUAUCAAAUUGUCAGGGUUAUAAACACUUUGCUUAGUAUUUCGCAACGUGUUCUAAAAAUUGUUUUUCAAAUUCUUCUAUCUCAGUGACUACACACACAUCAUAAAUAAACUAAUUGAAUUAUUUACGGAUUGCAAAUAAAAAAAGGGUUAAUUUUGAAAAUGGAAGUUGUAAUUAAUCGUGGAUUGAGAUUAACCGCGACAUUGUUUAAAUCUAAUUCAUCAUUUUUAAUUAACAAUGGGUUCCUAUCAACUCGUUGUUUAUGCUGCUGCACAGAUCCAAAAUUAUGGAUGUUCAAAAACAAUGAAAAUAAUGCUCAUUACAGGACUGCAUUGCGUAGUUACUUUUUAUUCUCACAUGAUAACUUUGUAUGUCAAAGAAAUUUCAAAGUUAACAGACAUGACACUAUCUUGGCAUACUCCAUUGAUUCACAGAAAAAACCUAACGAUGAAAGUAAUAUACCAUUACCGGACAAAAAAUUAUCCAUAUUUCAAAGGAUGAAACAAUUGACCAAAGAUUAUUGGUAUAUAUUAAUGCCAGUACAUAUAGUUACCUCCAUGGGUUGGGUUGCAAUAUUUUAUGUUAUUGUUAAAAAUGGUGUAGAUGUUGUCUCUAUAAUGGAACAUUUAAAUUUAAGUGAAAAGUAUUUAGACAUGUUACGCAAUUCAGGUGCCGGUAACUGGGCUAUUAUUUAUGCUCUUUACAAAAUAUGCACUCCUGCCAGAUAUGCAGUUACCAUAGGUGGAACAACUAUGUCGAUUAGAUAUCUUAAUAGAUUAGGAUACCUCAAAGCAUCGUCUUUCAAAAAAGCAGCAACAACCUCUGCGGACGAAACUCUACGUAGAACAGUCGGGAAAAUGUACGGCAAAGCACAAACCCGAAUUUAAAACAGAAAAACAAACAGAACCACCGAAAACAUAAUAUUGUUAUUGUUAUUGUAUUGUAUUUAAACAAAUGUGUAUCUUGAUACGCAAAUUAGACAUUUUUACGUUUUCAAAUUCUUUAAACGCAGCUUAUUGUUAAUGUAAUAUUAAUUUCAUGUAAAUGUGAUUCAUUUUUAAUGUUACAAUAAAGUCUCGGAUCAAUA
Molecule: messenger RNA, 1150 nt
Organism: Polistes dominula (European paper wasp)
Lineage: Eukaryota; Metazoa; Arthropoda; Insecta; Hymenoptera; Vespidae
Cellular component (GO): mitochondrion
Source: RefSeq, a predicted model, not a curated record